AUGUGGUCGGUCGCGGAGAAGCGGAGGGUGGAGCCCCAGCCGGGGCCGGGCAGAAUGGAGGCAGGUUCAGGCGCGGCUCCGAGGGGGGGCAGAUCGGCAACGGCGACCGCGGUGGUGACCAAAAUGCGUCCGAGCCCUUGCGACCCGGGGAGGAGCUCCGCCAUCCAAAUGUCCGUAUCGCGGAGCGAGGUGGGCGGGCGGCUGGGGACCAUGGCCAGGACCGGCAUGGAGCAGUGGCGUGACCGGCUGGCACUGGUGACAGGAGUCGGGGGCAUCGGCGCGGCUGUGGCCCGGGCCCUCGUCCAGCAGGGACUGAAGGUAGUGGGUUGUGCCCGCCCCGUGAGCAACAUCGAGGAGCUGGCUGCCAAAUGUAAGAGUAUAGGCUACCCCAGGACUUUGAUCCCCCACAGAUGUGAUCUGUCCAGUGAGGAGGACAUCCUCUCCACGUUCUUGGCUGUCUGCUCUCAGCACAGUGGUGUGGACAUCUGCAUCAACAAUGCUGGCUUGGCCUGGCCUGACACUCUGCUCUCAGGCAACACCAGCAGCUGGAAGGACAUGUUCAAUGUGAACAUGCUGGCCCUCAGCAUCUGCACACGGGAAGCCCACCAGUCCAUGAAGGAAUGGAAGGUGGAUGACGGGCACAUCAUUAAUAUCAACAGCAUGUCUGGUCACCAAGUGUCACCCCACUCCGUGAUCCAUUUCUAUAGUGCUACCAAGUAUGCCAUCACCACACUGACAGAGGGACUGAGGCAAGAGCUUCGGGAGGCCCAGACCCACAUUUGAGCCACAUGCAUCUCUCCAGAAGAGGCGGAGACACAAUUCUCCUUCAAACUCCACAACAAGGACCCUGAGAAGGCAGCUGCCAUCUAUGAAUGCAUAAAGUGUCUCAAACCUGAAGAUGUGGCUGAGGCUGUCAUCUAUGUCCUCAAGCACCCUUCCACGUGUCCAGGUGUUGAUUUCCAGACUCCUGGAUUCUUCUUCCUCUCUCCAACCCACCAGGGGCUACAAAUUUUUGGAAGUUUUUAUGUCUUAUCAAAUUAUGUCCGCUACAAAUAUGAACAGUGGGCUGGGGAGAGGUUAGGUGUCCCCGAUUGUUUUACCUGUUAACUCAUUAUUGGUCUGCUUCUUAGUCUCCUUGGCCUUUGUGUGCUCUCUUUGGUCUCUUCCUUUUGACCUAGGGAAGGAACUGUGGCCAAAAGGGGGGCUUCCCCCUAUCUUCUUGUACCCCAACCCCUGUCCCUCAAGGAGGAGGUGGCAGAGAGAAGCCCUCACCUUCUAUCUGAAUAGCUAUCCAAGGCCCUAGGCUUCCUCCUCUCCCUGCCCUACUGCCCCCAUUGCCUCUUCUCUUCACCCACCCCUGUUCUCCAGCCCAGGCUUGGCUUCUCUGCUCCCAGUGCGGUCAUCACUCCACACUGACUAUGGCAGCUGAAUAUCAGGCCCUGCCUCCCAACUGGGUUUCACUGUGAUAAUUAAAAAAGAAAAAUUGCAACAACCUA
Messenger RNA from Felis catus (domestic cat), 1496 nucleotides. It is a transcript of the gene DHRS11, whose product is annotated as dehydrogenase/reductase 11. Lineage: Eukaryota; Metazoa; Chordata; Mammalia; Carnivora; Felidae. The record is from RefSeq and is a predicted model, not a curated record. Gene Ontology annotation, molecular function: oxidoreductase activity.